Messenger RNA from Polypterus senegalus (gray bichir), 3405 nucleotides. RefSeq names its product MAGUK p55 subfamily member 5-like. The transcript is spliced from 14 exons. Gene Ontology annotation, biological process: establishment or maintenance of epithelial cell apical/basal polarity; morphogenesis of an epithelial sheet; establishment or maintenance of polarity of embryonic epithelium. The record is from RefSeq and is a predicted model, not a curated record. Bases 349 to 2373 code for a protein of 674 amino acids. Gene Ontology annotation, cellular component: adherens junction; plasma membrane. Gene Ontology annotation, molecular function: protein binding. NCBI's taxonomy places the organism in Eukaryota, Metazoa, Chordata, Cladistia, Polypteriformes, Polypteridae.
GUGGAGUUGCUGGGAGAAGGCGGCUUGCCUGUCGCUGUUGUAGCCGCGCGUCUACUGCAGGAGUCACAACGAGCUAGCAUUCGGUUUGGGAUUAGACGCUACGUGCGCUGACCAUUAUCUUUCCUUAAUUCCCACGGGAUUUAUCGAGUUGGGCUGCUUCAGCCGACUUCUCUUGUAAGAAAACAGAGAGGACAAGUGGUCCGGGACGAGAGAGCGUGUGAAGGUUCCUGAAAAAGGGCUGGUAUUCCAUUUGAUGGACAAUGUAAAGCUGGCUUAGUCGAUGUUGGUCUUGUCUUUAAAAAUGGGCCUUGCAACUGUGCUCAGAGUUAAGUGAGAAGUCAUCUGGCCAUGACCACUUCGCAUAUGAACGGCCACGUGACUGAGGACUCGGACGGAGAACUUAAAAAUUUGGACCUUGUCUCCGAGCCCCAACGGCACCGGGAAAUGGCUGUUGAUUGUCCAGAGGAGCUUGGCUCAAGGAGCUUACCGGUACGCCGGAGUACACAGCUGGAGCGCAUCCGCCAGCAGCAGGAGGACAUUCGUCGUCGUCGGGAGGAAGAGAGCCGCAAGCAAGAGCUUGAUGUCAAUUCCUCAAUGAGGCUUAAAAAACUGGCCCAGAACCCUAAAAUUGGAAUAGACAAUCCUACAUUUGAUCCUGUCGAGGGUAGUGUGCCUGAGGUACCCUGCAAUGUUGCAAAAAUUUUAGAACUUGAAGAUCUGCUUGCAUCGCUGAAACACAUCCAGCACAGCCUACUAGACUCUCAGAGCCAAGAAGACAUUGCAGUUGUCCUUCAGUUGGUCCAUAAUGCUGAUUUCCAGAAUGCAUUUCGGGUACAUAAUUCUGUUGCCGUGCACAUGAACAAAGCCAGCCCACCGUACCCACUUGCAUCCAGUGCACAGGAUCUGUCUUUGGAGGUGCAAAAUAUACUAAAAACAAGCCAGCAAAAGGAUGGUCAAGAGCUAAACACCUUACUUUCCUCACCACACAUUCAAGCAUUAAUGCUUGCUCAUGACAGGGUGGCCCAACAGGAGAUGCAACCCGAUACAGGAGCACCAAUUGUGGAUAACUCCUUUGAGACGGUAACACAGUAUGGUGGUGAGACAGUGAAGAUUGUUCGCAUUGAAAAAGCCCGUGACAUUCCCUUGGGAGCCACAGUGAGGAAUGACAUGGACUCUGUGAUAAUUAGCAGAAUUGUCAAGGGUGGAGCAGCAGAGAAGAGUGGGCUUUUGCACGAAGGAGAUGAAAUUCUAGAAAUUAAUGGUAUUGAGAUUCGGGGCAAAGAUGUCAAUGAGGUUUUUGACAUUUUGGCUGAUAUGCAUGGCACAUUGUCAUUCAUUCUUAUUCCUAGCCAGCAGAGCAAGCCACCUCCCACAAAGGAAACUGUGGUUCAUGUGAAAGCUCACUUCGAUUAUGACCCAUCUGAUGACCCUUAUGUACCUUGUAGAGAAUUAGGACUAUCUUUCCAGAAAGGUGACAUUUUACAUGUCAUUAGCCAGGAAGAUCCUAACUGGUGGCAGGCCUACAGAGAUGGGGAUGAGGAUAACCAGCCUUUGGCAGGCCUUAUUCCAGGAAAGAGUUUUCAGCAGCAAAGAGAAGCCAUGAAACAAACCAUUGAGGAAGAUAAGGAACCUGAAAAGUCAGGCAAACUUUGGUGUGCAAAGAAAAACAAAAAGAAAAGGAAGAAAGUUAUCUACAAUGCCAAUAAGAACGAUGACUAUGAUAAUGAGGAGAUCCUGACGUAUGAAGAAAUGGCGCUAUACCAUCAACCGGCCAAUCGGAAAAGGCCAAUUGCACUUUUAGGACCUCCCAACUGUGGCCAGAACGACCUCCGGCAGAGACUGUUAAUGAAUGAGCCUGAGAGGUUUGCAGUUGCUAUCCCACACACAACCCGAAACAGACGUGAUAAUGAAGUGAAUGGCCGGGAUUAUCACUUUAUUCCUCGGCAGGCCUUUGAGGUUGAUAUAGCAGCUGGAAAGUUCAUUGAAUGGGGCGACUAUGAGAAGAACCUUUACGGCACAAGCACCGAUUCGGUGCGGCAGGUCAUCAACUCGGGAAAGAUAUGCCUUCUCAGUUUGCACUCACAGUCCCUAAAAGUUCUCCGCUGCCCAGACCUCAAACCAUAUAUAAUCUUCAUCGCACCCCCUUCACAAGAAAGACUACGAGCUCUACUGGCGAAAGAGGGGAAGAAUCCAAAGCCUGAGGAACUGCGAGAAAUCAUUGAAAAAGCAAGAGAAAUGGAACAGAAUCACGGGCACUAUUUUGAUGCGGCAAUUGUGAAUGCCGACCAAGACAAGGCCUAUCAGGAACUCCUGCGACUGAUUAACAAGCUGGACACAGAGCCUCAGUGGGUUUCUUCUUCCUGGCUGCGCUAGACUUCCCCUGCGCAGGCACAUCUAGAACAGAGCCGAAGACCACUGGAGAUGGCACCAACAAAGUGGAUUGUGCAAGAAUGUUUAGACUGUGAUUUGAGGUUAUGUGGUAAUGUAGGAGACUGAAGCCUGGCCUUUUCCUGUUUUCCCUCCAUUAUUGCCCUUUACUUGGGACAUUUCCACUGGUCCAGUAAAAGAAAACACAGACUGAAAAGUGGAUCACUAAUAAAAACAUUUAUCUAUUUCUAUCUGUAUUUUAUAUAUACAUGAGACAGAGAUAGAUAUAUAAAUAUUUUUUUUAAUUUGUUGAGGAUUUGGUAAGUAAAGCAGUGAAUGGAAAUUAUCCAGCCAUGGAAAUAUGUUGUAUAUGCUAGCCAUACACAUUCCACUUCAUAUCAGCACUUGACAGCAAGAAUAAAAAAGAGAGACUUGCUACUGUAAGUAUUUAUAAUGUAAAUAUUGAUUAAAAGAAGGAAACUGUAACUAGUAUUUUAAAAGCCUGAAUUCUACUGCAUUACUACACCAUAGUAAUUGGGUCUAGCCAUCUACCUUAUAUAGAGUGUGUGUGUGUGUGUGCUUAUAUAUGAACAUACACACACAGACGAUUUGACAUUUUUUAUACAGGCAGAUGAUUUCUUUGUAGCAAACUGACCACACUGGCCACGGUCCCUGCGGGGGAGCUGUUCAUGUUUUUGUAGUGAUAAUUGAAUGACUUAGAUUUUUUAAAACUAUCUAUUUUUUUGAAAAAAUAGUAAAUUGUGUAAAAUUGCAGCUAGGUUUUUCUAGAUUUUUUUUCUUUGUUUUAGAAGAGCAAGUUUGUGAUGCUCAUGUCCCAGAUGUUGAUAAUUGUAUACCUGGAGUGGAAGGAAGGCAGACACAGGGAUAUGUGGCAUGAUGUUGUUUAACAAGAUAAUGUUCAACAAACUUGAAGUAGAAGAACAUUGAAUGUAAUUACUGUAUAAAACGACCUUAUUUUAAAAUCUCAUUUUGUCCAUCACUGAAUAAGACAGAUUAAAAAAAGAAACAUUUUUGAGA